Triticum turgidum subsp. durum (durum wheat) is the source of this 219-nucleotide messenger RNA. The record is from the annotation of a GenBank genome assembly. NCBI's taxonomy places the organism in Eukaryota, Viridiplantae, Streptophyta, Magnoliopsida, Poales, Poaceae.
AUGGAUGGAUGCUUGCAGGUGGUGGAGCUGAAGGUCGGGAUGCACUGCGACAGGUGCAUCAAGUCGAUCAAGAAGGCGAUCAAGACGAUCGAUGACAUGGAGAGCUACCAGCUCGAGAAGGAGACGAACAAGGUGACCGUGACGGGGAACAUCACCGCGGAGGAAGUGGUGAAGGCUCUGCAGAAGAUCGGGAAGACGGUAACUUACUGGGGUGAGUGA